UUGACAAAGUCAAAUAUUGUGAUAGUUUUUUUUUUAUGUGAAUUUAAAUAAGUAAUAAAAGAAUUUUAUAUUGAAGUAAAUUACUGCUUCAGAAAAAUGGAUAUCGGCGAGAUAAGGACGCCAGAAGAUGUGCGUAAAGUAAUAAAAACGGCCAAACUACAUGAAUCGGAGUUGACAGAAAUAUCUCAAGUUCUUAGGUUUCCAGAUCCCAGUAUAAAUAAUGAUAACUUAAAACUUAUGCUUCUAGAUAAUAAUUUACUUCAACAAAUUGAAGCUGGUAAUCAGUUAAUAUUCAAAGGCGACGAAGAAGAAAAUGUGAUGCUAUGUACAGAUAAUAAAACAUAUGAUGUUAAGGAAGCGGAGACAUCCAAUAGCCUUCUAUUAGUUCCAGACUUAUUAUUCGCAGCUGCUAGUGGUUUAGACGAAACUCUCGCAAAUAAUUCUAUGGAAUGUGAUUCAGACUCAUCCUUUGAAAGAUCUAACACCAGUCUGAAUAAGUCUACAGAUUCUGACGAUGGCAGACCGCCUAGGAAUAUAGUUAAUAAGGAUAUAGUUAAUACAUUCUUCACAUAUUACGAAUUAAAACCUUGCAAACCUCGUCUUUUGAAGUUACAGAAACUUCUAGAAGCUUCGAAAUAUUCUGGCGCAGAACUCGAAUAUAUGAUUGACAAAUCAAAAUUACUCAAUUUUGAUAGCAUUUUCGAUAAAGUUCAAGCGUCGCGAGCGGAAUUAAAAGAUGAAUUAAUAAGGAUACAGGCUAUAAAUAUCGAUGGUUAUUAUCGGUUAUUGGAUUUUGAUUAUGAGUUUAGAGUUUUGUCCUACAUGUUAGAUCUUAUUGAAGAGAAUUCAUGGCCUUUAGAUAAAAUAUCAAGAGAAUUAACACUAGACAGCUUAAAAGAUCUUGUACCUGUGUGUAUUUUGGAAGCAAUGUUCGACUUUUAUACUUAUAAAACUGUGGAAGAAGGAGGGACACAAUAUUACAGAUAUAAGGAAGAUAAAGUUUGUCAGUUUUUGGCCAGGGUUCUGUUAAAAAGCGCGGGAAAAUUCAAUUUGCAUGAAUUUCUUCAAGCUUGGCGUGAUUCUGUGCCGGAAGGGAUGACUACGAAUGAAUCUUUGCUAUCUGGUAUAGCUAUAGUUGAUAGAAGUAGCACACCACAGGUUAUAUGGGGGUUCGUAGAGAGCGAUUUACCAGAAGAUAUCAACGAACGAUUCAAAGUACUGUUCCAAAGCAAGGCCAAGUGGACUGUUGACGAAAUAUCGCCGUAUAUUCAGUCAUAUGCAACGGAAAAAUUAAAUGUUAAUGCGCUUUUAACAAAAUAUGCUCGGGCGUCCACGCAAAACGGUGUAAGAGUGUUCUCUGCUAAGCAUAUGAAGUAAAAUAAGUAUUGCUAUGUUUUAAAAUACUGUCAAUAAAUGCAUUUUUUUU
Zerene cesonia (dogface butterfly) is the source of this 1426-nucleotide messenger RNA. RefSeq names its product sister chromatid cohesion protein DCC1. The coding region runs from base 97 to 1377 and encodes 426 amino acids. Gene Ontology annotation, biological process: maintenance of mitotic sister chromatid cohesion; mitotic sister chromatid cohesion. Gene Ontology annotation, cellular component: chromatin; nucleus; chromosome, centromeric region. The record is from RefSeq and is a predicted model, not a curated record. The transcript has 5 exons. NCBI's taxonomy places the organism in Eukaryota, Metazoa, Arthropoda, Insecta, Lepidoptera, Pieridae.